AGUUGGAGGGAGGCAGGGAAUUCAGCUGAGCUGGUGUGCUGGGGCACACCUGGCGCAACCCGCUCCUUUCUGAAUCCCGAGUCCAAGUCUCUCGGAGGCUGCAAUUAUGAAGGAGAGACGGGCACCCCAGCCAGUGGUGGUCAGAUGUAAGCUCGUGCUGGUGGGAGAUGUGCAGUGUGGGAAGACAGCGAUGUUACAGGUGCUAGCGAAGGAUUGCUACCCGGAGACCUAUGUGCCUACUGUGUUUGAGAAUUACACAGCUUGUUUGGAGACAGAGGAACAGAGAGUGGAGCUUAGUCUCUGGGAUACAUCAGGAUCUCCCUACUAUGACAAUGUCCGCCCACUCUGCUACAGCGACUCAGAUGCAGUAUUACUAUGCUUUGACAUCAGCCGUCCAGAGACAGUGGACAGUGCACUCAAGAAGUGGAGGACAGAAAUCUUAGAUUAUUGUCCUAGCACCCGUGUUUUGCUUAUUGGCUGCAAGACAGACCUGAGAACAGACCUGAGUACACUAAUGGAGCUGUCUCACCAGAAGCAGGCACCUAUCUCUUAUGAGCAGGGAUGUGCAAUAGCCAAGCAGCUGGGUGCAGAAAUCUAUCUGGAAGGCUCAGCUUUCACUUCAGAGAAGAGUGUCCACAGCAUCUUUCGGAUGGCAUCCAUGGUGUGUUUGAACAAGCCUAACCCAGUGCCCCCAAAGAGCCCUGUCAGAAGCCUCUCCAAGCGACUACUCCACCUCCCCAGUCGCUCUGAACUCAUCUCUUCUACCUUCAAGAAGGAAAAGGCCAAAAGCUGUUCCAUUAUGUGAAGUGGGAGUUGGGAGGGGGAGAUAACCCCCCACUUCCUCCCUUAGGGUGCAGAGGCACGGGGAGAGGGAGGAUGAGACAAUUUAGGACACUGGACAUGAGUUUUCAGAUGGCCACUGUGAGGGCUUGGAAGGAGACAGGAAUGGUAUGAGGAUGGAGCCAGGCCUGGCAUGAGGACCUGACAUUGAGCAAGAACCAUCACACCCCAAGCCAGACACUAGGUUUGGAGGGGGCAGCUGCCCCAGUGCCCCUCACUCCAGAGGAAGAAAAGGUGUGGGGGAGUGGGGGGGCAUGUUGGCCUCAUGGGCUUGGGGGCCUACAGGAGCCUCACCUUCAGCAUCAUGCCUGUUCCACACAGUGUUUCCAUGCAGGCUGGGGGAUGGGAGGGGUCCCUGAGCCCUUCUCUUCCCCUCUAAGCAGGUGGCAGAGGAAUGGAGAGUGGGGAAGCCAAGAGACAGCUCCCUUGGGAGCUUAGCCCAGGUGCUUUGCAAUGAAAUCAGAGGGGCAGGGGCUGGUCAGAGCUGAUGAGAAGGAAACCUCAUCUUUACAUAGCCUCAUGAAGAGGUGACAUCAUACAUUCACAUGCUUCUCACCUAAGUCCCCAGGGUCCAAGGGAGAAGCCCCAGACCCCCUUCUCUUGCAGAGUGUGGGGGUGGUGGUGCUGCAGGGGCAGGGCCGGGUGGGGGUCACCAGACUUUUCCUGCUCUUAGGGCAGUACAGCUGGCAUUUGUUUUAUAGACUCUUGUCUUUGGAAUUGGGGGGAGGGGGGAGUGUUUCAAUCUGUUAUAUGUUCUGUGUUUAAAGAAGAAAACCUAUUUAUUAAUGAAAAAUAUAACACAUAUAAA
Messenger RNA from Urocitellus parryii (Arctic ground squirrel), 1648 nucleotides. RefSeq names its product Rho family GTPase 1 (gene Rnd1). The record is from RefSeq and is a predicted model, not a curated record. Gene Ontology annotation, biological process: small GTPase-mediated signal transduction. NCBI's taxonomy places the organism in Eukaryota, Metazoa, Chordata, Mammalia, Rodentia, Sciuridae. Gene Ontology annotation, molecular function: GTPase activity; GTP binding.